This is a messenger RNA of Vicia villosa (hairy vetch), 818 nucleotides long. RefSeq names its product early nodulin-like protein 14. Gene Ontology annotation, cellular component: plasma membrane. Gene Ontology annotation, molecular function: electron transfer activity. The coding region runs from base 78 to 629 and encodes 183 amino acids. The transcript is spliced from 2 exons. The record is from RefSeq and is a predicted model, not a curated record. NCBI's taxonomy places the organism in Eukaryota, Viridiplantae, Streptophyta, Magnoliopsida, Fabales, Fabaceae.
UUUCCACAUUCCUAAACCACCCCAUUUUUAACUUCUGCUAGAAACACAAACUAAACAGAACCAAAAAAAAAAAAACAAUGGCUGUUUCAUCUUCUUCUUCUCUUUUGCUCAUGUUUCUUGUCUUUGCUUUUGCUGCUGCAGCACCCAAGGAUUACUUAAUUGGUGGCAAACCUGAUGCAUGGAAGGUUCCAUCUUCUGAAUCUGACUCUCUCAACAAAUGGGCACAAAGUGUUCGUUUCCGCAUUGCAGACCAUCUUAUUUUCAACUAUGAAACUGGAAAAGACUCUGUUUUGCAAGUGAGCAAAGAGGAUUACACAAGCUGCAACAUCUCAAACCCAAUCAAAAAGUACAAUGAUGGGAAAACCAAGGUGAGAUUUGAUCAUUCUGGUUCAUACUACUACAUCAGUGGAGAAAAGGGUCACUGUGAAAAGGGACAGAAGGUUAUUGUGUCUGUUAUAAGCCCAAGAAGUCCAAGUGUUGGUCCUGUUUCACCUGCAUCUGCACCUUCACCAGGUGGUGGUGUUGAAGGUCCAGCUGUUGCUCCAAGUCCAACUAGUGGUGGAAGUGUUUUGCAAGGUGGUGGUGUUUUGAUGGCUGUGGGAGUGGUGGCUGCUAUGUGGGUUUUCUGAUUUGAAUUGUGACUUUUUUAGUUUGGAUAUUUAUAUUAUUACAGUAUAUUAUUAUUAUUAUAAAUAUUGGGAUUGGUUAAAGUGUUUUAGAGACAGUCACAGUGAGGUGAUUGCUAGUAGUAGUCUAGUCUUGGUAUUUUGUUGGGAUCAUAUUAUUCAAAUUUUAAUAUAAAUUUAUGAAUUAAAUCA